GGAAUCGCGUAUGACCAAAACGAAGGCGCGCUUGUCAUUUGUUUAACAGAGAAAAAUGCAUUUUAUGAUUACGAAAAUCAUCAUAAAAACAGAGUCGUGAAAAAAAUAGUGAACGGUGAAAAACGAAUGGAAACGCCAAAUAUUCUGUCUUUCGCUGGAUCGCCCUUGGUCGAGUAUCCAGCACGGCUAGCGACUACAAAGUCUGGACAUAUUGCAAUAUCUGAUUGGAAGAGGAAUUGUGUGACGAUAUUAAACUCCAAGGGACAUGUGGAAACAGAGUAUUUCAGUCUAAGCAAGAACAGAAAAUCGGACGGCUUCUGUCCACGAGGCAUAUGCUGUGAUAGCGAGGGCGUGAUUCUUGUUGCGGAUUUCAGCAACCACAGAAUCAUGCUUCUCGACGAAACUGGUCAAACGUUCCUGGCAGUACUGACCAAGGAGGACGGUAUCCAUCACCCCUGGUCAGUAGGCUAUGGUAACGACGGUCUAGUCUGGGUUGGAAACAAACACGGCGAGGUAAAAAUCUACAGCCUCACCCUCCCGGACAAUGGCAAGUGAUGUGGUCUAUGGACAUUUAGGAUUUCCUUCGUAUAGGAUUUCUGAUGAUAUGGGUUUGUAAAGGGAACCACGUGGAAAUGUUACUUAAUCGAUUGAUUGAAUCAGACGUAGGAUAUUAGACAAUGCAUUAAGAUUAUUACUGUUUUUUAUUAUUAUUGAGCAUCUAUAUAUCAUUAGUCAAUACAAUGUUUAGGGUCCGAUAACUUGAUUAUGUGGUUAAAGAGAGAAAAUAUUUGUACAUGUGUCCUGUAGUUUUCACGUGUCUUAUAAGUACAACACGUGUUUUGUACGUACUACACGUGUACUAUAGGUACAACACGUGUCCUGUAGGUACUAUACACGUGUCAUGUAGGUACUACACGUGUCAUAUAGGUACUACACGUGUCCUGUAGGUACUACACGUGCCCUGUAGGUACUACGUGUCCUGUAUGUACUGCACGUGUCAUGUAGGUACUACACGUGUCAUGUAGGUACUACACGUGUCAUGUACGUACUACACGUGUCCUGUAGGUACUGCACGUGCCCUGUAUGUACUACACGUGUCAUAUAGGUACUACACGUGUCAUAUAUGUACUACACGUGUCAUAUAGGUACCACACGUGUCCUGUAGGUACUACACGUGUACUGUAUGUACUACACGUGUCAUAUAUGUAUUACACGUGUCAUAUAGGUAUUACACGUGUCAUAUAGGUACUACUAGUGUCAUAUAGGCUACACGUGUCCUGUAGGUACUACACGUGUCCUGUAGGUACUACGUGUGUCCUGGAUGUACUACACGUGCCCUGUAGGUACU
Pecten maximus is the source of this 1348-nucleotide messenger RNA. RefSeq names its product E3 ubiquitin-protein ligase TRIM71-like. The record is from RefSeq and is a predicted model, not a curated record. The coding region runs from base 127 to 555 and encodes 142 amino acids. Gene Ontology annotation, biological process: negative regulation of translation; protein polyubiquitination; proteasome-mediated ubiquitin-dependent protein catabolic process. Gene Ontology annotation, molecular function: ubiquitin protein ligase activity; protein binding; translation repressor activity. The transcript has a single exon. Lineage: Eukaryota; Metazoa; Mollusca; Bivalvia; Pectinida; Pectinidae.